This is a messenger RNA of Nerophis lumbriciformis (worm pipefish), 2833 nucleotides long. It is a transcript of the gene vps33b, whose product is annotated as VPS33B late endosome and lysosome associated. The record is from RefSeq and is a predicted model, not a curated record. Gene Ontology annotation, biological process: vesicle-mediated transport. NCBI's taxonomy places the organism in Eukaryota, Metazoa, Chordata, Actinopteri, Syngnathiformes, Syngnathidae.
AGCGGAAGAAGGACAAGGACCCGCCCCUGACGGCUGUCAAAUUUGCUUUAUUCUCUCAUUCCCCAAACAUCCUGCCUACUAUAUACAUUAUUAUUUUACUAUAUAUAUCUAUUAUCACCUUCACUUGGCGGCCUUGACAUGAGAAAGCCAGGCGCUUAUUAACUUAAGGCCUGUGUGAUUUCCGGUUAAUGUUUUUAGCAUAUAGCUAAUGUCGCUAACGCUCCAAAAAGCAAUAUUAGCUUUCAUAUACUUCUUCGUUGUCAGCGCACAAAGGUUGAGGUAAUAUAAGCCCUAUGGCGUACAGCGCAAGCAAAGAUUCACCGGAGGUGCCUGACUUUUCUCUGCUCAAAAGGCUGGCCAGAGAUCAGCUCAUCUACCUUCUCGAACAGCUUCCAGGAAAGAAGGACCUUUUUAUUGAGGCAGACUUGAUGAGCCCCCUGGAUCGUAUCAGCAACGUUUCCAUUUUAAAGCAACACGACGUUGACAAACUUUACAAAGUAGAAUAUAAGCCUAUUUUUAGCACGUCGGAUCAGCUCUGUUUUCUGAUACGACCAAGAAUACAAACUGUGAAGUGGAUUUGCGAUGUGAUCAAUGCUGAUAAAGCAGCUGGAAAAUGUAGAAGAUACAAAGUUAUAUUUACCCCACAGAAGUUUUAUGCAUGUGAGACGGUUUUUGAAGAGCAGGGCGUUUACGGAGACGUGACAAUGGAUGAAUGGGCCUUCUACCUGCUUCCUCUGGACAAUGACGUUAUUAGUUUGGAGCUCCCAGAAUUUUUUCAGGACAACUUUGUGGCUGGUGACCAGCGUUGGGUGAGGACAGCUGGCAGUGCUCUACACCUCCUUCACUCCAUUUAUGGACCGCUUUCAAAGGUUUACGGAAUAGGAAAGUGUUCAAAGAUGGUGUACGAGUCAUGGAGACAGCAAGUUGAAGAAGGAGACCAAAAAGCACAGAACAGUGAAAUAGGAACUGUUUUCCUGAUUGACAGAGAUGUUGACCUUAUCACGCCCUUGUGCUCACAAGUGGUUUACGAAGGACUUGUGGAUGAUAUAUUCAGAAUCAAAUGUGGUUGUGUGGAUUUUGGAAGUGAUGGUUCCUCCGACAAAAGCGUCAAAGUCAUGUUGAACGCUGAGGAUAAGGUCUUCAAUGAAAUUAGAAAUGAGCAUUUCUCUAAUGUCUUCAGCUUUCUCAGUCAGAAAGCCAGGAAUCUCCAGAGAGCAUAUGAUAAGCGUCAAGGGAUGGACAUACAGCAGAUGAAGACCUUUGUGUCAGAGGAACUUAAAGGACUGAAACAAGAACAUCGUCUCCUGAGUCUGCACAUCAGUGCAAGUGAAUCAAUAAUGAAGAAGAAAACAAAACAGGAUUUCCAGGAGCUGUUGAAGUAUGAGCACUCUUUACUCGAAGGGUUUGAUAUUCGUGAAUGCAUUUCUUUCAUCGAGGAGCACAUCAACAGCCAAGUUUCCAUGAUAGAAAGUCUCAGGCUUCUUUGUCUUCUGUCUUUAACGGAAAAUGGGCUCCUGCAAAAGGACUACCGGUCAUUAAAAACACAAUAUUUACAGAGCUAUGGCAUGGAGCACCUGCUCACGUUCGCCACCCUCAAGCAGAUGGGUUUGCUUGUGGAGCAACAGCAGGGUGAAACACUGACUGUAAUGGAGAACCAAGUGGGCAAACUGGUCAACAAUAAAACUGCAGGGAAGCUGACAGAUGCGUUUUCCUCUCUGGCAAAGAAAAGCCAUUUCAGGGCCCUGAGCAGAAAACUCAACUUGGUGCCAAAGUCAGAUGAAGAAUAUGACCUGCGAGUUCCACGAGACAUGGCGUACAUCUUUAGUGGUGCAUAUGUCCCACUCAGCUGCAAACUCAUUGAACAGGUCUUAGAGCGGGACGGUUGGACUGGGCUUGAAGAAGUUGUCCGCUUGCUAAAUGGGAAUGAGUUUGUAGUCACAGGCAACAACGGCGCCACAAAAGAGGCACAACGCGUCAUCCUUGUCAUGUUCCUGGGAGGUUGCACGUUCUCCGAGAUUUCAGCUUUACGGUUCCUUGGUAAAGAAAGAGGAUAUAGAUUUAUCGUGGUCACGACUGCAAUUACAAACAGUUCAAGAAUGUUGGAGGCCUUGCUUGUCGACCAUGUAUGAAGACGUCUGUCAGUUCAUCUUGAGGGACAUCACAAACAUUCCUGCUGCUUGUCGUCAGCUGCCAGCUGUAUCUCAAACAGAAUACUUCCUUCAGUACACUUUAAUAAGUAUACUAUGGACAUGUGCAGUGGUAUACCUCAACUUAGAAGUACCAAAACUUACAAGUAUUUUAAAGCAUGAGCUGCCUCUGGACUUUUUGUUAUGCUUUAAAUUGUGAGUAUAAAUUUAAGUAACAAGUGUGUUUGUUUUUCAACCUUUCCCCAUCCACCAGAACGGAAAGUGUGUUUUUUUUAGUUAUUACUUACGAGCUCAGUUGUGGAACAAAUAGAGCUUGUAAGUUCGGUUCCUGACAGUGUUCUGCUAUCCUAAAUUAGUUGCUGUCAUUGCGCACUCAUUUAAAAUAACAAUUCUAAUGUUAAAAUUGUUCUUGUUCCCCUAUUUUUUAAUUAUGAAUUGCAACCCUUUGAGUUAUUCCCACUAUGUGAUGAUCGGGGAUGGUAAGUGUCAUCAUUUUGGGCCUGCUUCAUGCAACAUUAAGGUACGACGGCUGCACCACUGCUUCUCAAGUGUACUAUGGAAUUGCGCCAAUUGAGCAGCCUUAGUUUUAAACUAUGACAGUAUGCAUAAAAAUGUUAACUUGGCAGGAAUGUAUGGGGAAAAAAAGGUGCAAAUGAUGUGCAAUGUUAAUAAAUGGUUUAGUUACA